Molecule: messenger RNA, 1521 nt
Organism: Ceraceosorus bombacis
Lineage: Eukaryota; Fungi; Basidiomycota; Exobasidiomycetes; Ceraceosorales; Ceraceosoraceae
Source: the annotation of a GenBank genome assembly
AUGUCCACUCCACGAGGAGGCGGAAGAGGGAGCAAUCGGGCGUCUGGCACGCCUCAACCCGUCGAAGGCUUACGAGGAUCGAGAUCCGGCACCCCCUCUCACUCCGCAGCGGGAGCCUCAGCCGGACCUUCUACAGACGUGGCUGCCGGCAGGAAGAGGGAGAGGUCUCCGGAACCUAAUGAGGAGCUGGACAUGACGGACGCGGCAACCAAUGCUUGGCUCGUUAGAGUUCCCCGUUUUUUAAAAGAGGCAUGGGCCGGUGUGGAUCAGGACGACGUCAACCUGGGCUUUGUCAGAGUGUACGAGUGAGUUCAUGCGCACUACUGAAGCUCUCUUGACUCUGCGCGUGCCAUAUCUGCGCUGGCUUUCUGCUGAGCCGCUUGCUCAUUCCGCCCUUGUACCGCUUCGCCUUCAAAGUGCCGAUCAUCGUGGACAUCAACGCAUGGAACUGCAUCUGCCAGAGACAAAGGGGCCUUCCGUCCCGGGCGUGCCAGCAUCAUCAGACUUUCCGAGGCGCUUUGAUCUGCGAAUGGCUGUCGAUCAUGCCACUGGUCAGGUGCGAAGCACUCGAAAUACGUGGGCUUUCAAGGAGUGGGAAGAGGAGGGAGAUGCGUAUGACAGCGAUGAGGAUAUCCUGGACAGUCAUGGAGAUUUGGUGCAGGUUACAGGAGAAGGGAGGAGGACACGCAGUGAGCAACUGCCAUUGUGGUGUAUGUGCGGCUCGAUCCUCUACUGAUAGCAUGUUUGCGCUUCUUUAGGGCGCACAGCUGUCACGGGCACGGUAACGAACGAGGUCCACGCGACGCCUCAAGCCAGAGCAGCUCCAGCUGCCUCUAGCUCAAAGUACAAUGCUGCAUCCAGCGGCAUGACUCCCGAGUAUCGAGCGCUGCUCAAAAAAAGAAAGGAGGCCAGCAAGACGCGAGACAGGACGCAAAUGCUUGAUGAGACCGACACGGCUCGGAACAACAUGCUGGCUGCGGGUGUGCAAGGCUUUGGCACACGCAAUCCCGCUAACUUUGUGGUGAGUGAUACUCCAAUCAAGGUCUCCUCGACAGCGUCGAAAGCUGAUGUGUGAACCUUUUGCUUGCGACGCAGACUGUCGCUGCGAAGCCGACAUCGACGGACAAAUUCGCUCGUCUGCCUCGCAACGAGCUGCUGGAUAUGCUCAUGCAAGCGUUCGAAAAGUACAAGUACUGGUCCACAAAGGGAUUGCGAGAGCACACGAAGCAGCCCGAGAUCUACCUCAAGGAAGUUUUGUCUACCGUUGCCGACUUUCAUAAGCGUGGACCUUACGCCAAGAACUGGUCUCUGAAGCCCGAGUAUGCAAAUGUCAGACCACAGACCACUGCUCAAGCGUCUUCGAGCACUUCUGCUGCCGCUGUUACAUCUGGUGGAUGGGGUCUUUCGCCAGGCGAUUUGGCUGCUCAGACAUCCCAGGUUAAUGAGCCGGGUGGACUGAGCGGCGAAGAAGGCAACAAUGAUUCGGAGGACGAAGCUGAAGACUUCGAGGACAUCGUUUGA